This is a messenger RNA of Acanthoscelides obtectus, 251 nucleotides long. NCBI's taxonomy places the organism in Eukaryota, Metazoa, Arthropoda, Insecta, Coleoptera, Chrysomelidae. The record is from the annotation of a GenBank genome assembly.
AUCGUAUACCACCUAUUAAUCUUCUGGACUCACAAAAAUGAAGUAAAAUGCUCCAGCAGAAAAUCAGCGAUCAAGAUGACAGUUCCGAUAAAUGGAUUUGCCAUUUUGCGAAUACAGUGGAAAGACCCGAAACUGAAGUAUUUCGUUGCAACGGAAUCAAAUGCCAAGGUGAAUUAGGCGCCCCUUCCAUGGAACAAAUCCUCUGAAAUUGAAAUGGAAAUCGAGAAUGCAUCUUGCUUUAUCAAGGCCGA